AUGUCGCAUUACAAGGCUAUCAAUUUUUCUAGCAAGAAGCGUAAAAUCGCAAUUAUACCGCAUACCAUCAGUUUGCCGGUAGAAAUGAAGACGCCAUCAGCAGGAGGGCAAUUUAAACUGUUCUUUUUCGCUGAAAAUUUGCAUUUCGGAGAGGCUAUCACAGUUCCGAGCCGAAGUAUCAUCAGACGAUAUUCGCAGGAAGAGGAAGGCUAUUCGAACCAACAAGACGUGGGCAGUGGCUGGAAAAAUGCAGGUGAGGGCUGGAACGAUUGCGCAACUGCACUUGGCGCGCACAGGCACCUCCGGCGAUGGCAAUAA
Messenger RNA from Gongylonema pulchrum, 318 nucleotides. The record is from the annotation of a GenBank genome assembly. Lineage: Eukaryota; Metazoa; Nematoda; Chromadorea; Rhabditida; Gongylonematidae.